This is a messenger RNA of Brachypodium distachyon (stiff brome), 1368 nucleotides long. Its product is annotated as putative F-box/LRR-repeat protein 23. Gene Ontology annotation, molecular function: protein binding. The transcript has 2 exons. The record is from RefSeq and is a predicted model, not a curated record. The coding region runs from base 81 to 1061 and encodes 326 amino acids. Lineage: Eukaryota; Viridiplantae; Streptophyta; Magnoliopsida; Poales; Poaceae.
UCCAACGAGUGCUGGUAGGUGAGACGCCGGGAAUAGAUUAGAGGCGACUAGCCACGACGAACCGCCGAGCGCCCCCUGCCAUGGCUUCCUCCUCCUCGUCCCGCCGCUGGCGUCGUGCCCUCGAGGAGCCCCCGCAAGGACCGACGCCGCCGGGCGUCGAGGACAAGGGCUGGGCGGAUCUGCCGCGCGACGUGCUGCUGACCGUGCUCCAUAUGCUGGGCCAGGCCGACAUCCUCACGGGGCCCGGGCAGGUGUGCGGGCCCUGGCGCCGGGCCGCGCGAGGCGAGCCGGAGCUGUGGCGCCGCGUCGAGCUGCGCUUCCCCGCCGGCCUCUCCUCCCGCGUCGAUCUCUGCAAGGUGGCACGCGACGCCGUCCGGCUCAGCUCCGGGCAGUGCGAGGCCUUUUUGGCCCAAGGCGCUGCGGACUGCAGCGUCCUCUCCCAACUCGUCGAAUCGGCGGCGCUUUCACUGAGAAGCCUCCGGCUUAUCUCCUGCCAAGGCAUCUACGACAGCAUGAGACUCGCGUCAGUGAUGACAAAGUUCAGUCUUCUCGAGGAGCUGGAGCUGUCAAACUGCUGGGGCGCCUUCCCGGAGACGUUGGCAGCCGUUGGCAAGGCCUGCCCGCUCCUGACACGCCUCCGGCUGAGCAGCAAGCGCUUCAUCAAACGCGAGCCGAUCGCCGUUAUCAGUGGUGAGGUGACGGCGAUAGCCACGACGAUGCCCGCGCUGCGCUCCCUGCAGCUGUUCGCCAAUCGCCUCGGCAACAGAGCCCUGGUGGCCAUCCUGGACGGCUGCCUGCAUCUGGAGUCGCUCGACAUUCGCCACUGCUUCAACGUCGUGAUGAACGACGAGAUGCACUCCAGGUGCUCUGGUAUGCAGACGCUCAGGCUCCCUGGAGACUCCACGGACGACUACGACCUCGAGUUUUCUUCGCCGGAGAUGGUUCUGCCGGAGGCAAGGAGACCUGAGGUGGACUUCGACGAGGACGAAUGGAUCGUCGACGAUAACAAAUUGGAGUGCACUUCGCUUUGGUCUCCACCUCUGUCCAUCUGGUACGAUUGAUUAUGAGAAUGCACAUGUUUACUGCGCCAGAGCACUCUAUAGCUAGCUAGCAGGUAGAAGUAUCAGAUGAUAUUUCUGUUAUCAAUUCAUAUCAUGAGAGGGAACGGCUGUCGCUGGAUGUAAAUCUGUUACAUUUAAAUAUUUGUUCAAGAGAGGACUCAGGACCAGCGAGGCCCGCAGACCAAAGAGAAAAAGCAGGGACUCAAGUGUUCGAUCCAGAGCUCGCGAAACUGAUCUCUUUCGAUGGAAUUUUUAACCAAAAAUAGAGGAUUGCAAUCUAUCCUACAUAUAUGCUUUGGCGCUACUA